Plenodomus lingam JN3 is the source of this 1008-nucleotide messenger RNA. RefSeq lists its product as uncharacterized. The record is from RefSeq and is a predicted model, not a curated record. Gene Ontology annotation, molecular function: oxidoreductase activity, acting on the CH-OH group of donors, NAD or NADP as acceptor; NAD binding. NCBI's taxonomy places the organism in Eukaryota, Fungi, Ascomycota, Dothideomycetes, Pleosporales, Leptosphaeriaceae.
AUGUCGCAACGAGCAGCUCUCCUCAUUGGCAAACUCGCACAUACAGCGAAAGAGUGGCAAGACGUGGCACAAGUCGCGUCGAAGCUGCACGAGUACCCAGAUGGCAAUCGCGAAGACUUCAUGGCGAAAUGCAAGAGCGGGGAAUUCGACGGCGUCUAUGCACUCUAUCGAGGUAACGACUCCAACCCGAUCACGGGAGACUUCAACGCCGAACUCGUCCAUGUUCUUCCAAAAAGCCUAAAGUACAUCUGCCACAACGGUGCGGGAUACAACAACAUCGACAUCGCAGCAUGCACACAGAGGGGCAUUCAGGUAUCCAGCACACCCAUCGCAGUCAAUGAUGCGACUGCAGAUGUUGCCAUGUUCUUGAUGUUGGGCGCGCUCCGAAACAUCAAGCAGUCUUUCAUGGCCGUCAACCAAGGGAAAUGGCGGGGAAACUUCCAGCUCGGCCACGACCCAAAGAACAAGACGCUCGGCAUCCUCGGUAUGGGUGGCAUCGGCUCAGCAGUCGCCCAUCGCGCAAAGGCUUUUGGCAUGAAGGUUCAAUAUCAUAACCGGAAUCAGCUCUCGCCCAAGGAAGAGAAUGGCGCAAGAUAUGUCAGCUUCGACGAGCUGCUCAAGACGUCCGAUGUGAUUAGCCUGAACCUGGCUCUCAACCCAAGCACGAGACACAUCAUCGGCAAGCCAGAAUUCGAAAAGAUGAAGGACGGUGUGAUUAUCGUAAACACUGCGCGAGGCGCAUUGAUUGACGAAGCUGCGCUGGUAGAUGCGCUCAAGAGUGGCAAGGUAUGGACGGCCGGACUGGACGUCUUUGAGGAGGAGCCCAAGAUUCACCCGGGAUUGUUGGAGACGGACAAUGUGGUACUGUUGCCUCACGUCGGAACAGGCACCUUUGAGACACAGCGCGAUAUGGAACUCCUUGUCAUCGACAACCUAAAGUCGGCAAUCCAGAGCGAUACACUGCUCACACAAGUGCCUGAGCAGAAGAAGGACAGGGCAAACAUAUAG